CAAAAACAAUGAGGACGCACGACGCGCAACUCGCUCCAAGCGUCUCCAACAGCGACGGAGUUUUCCCCCCCGGAGGAUCCGUAGCAUGUGUCCGCGCGCUCACCGGAGGGAGAAGGACCACGGGAAUAUAACUUGACAACCAGAGGAGUUUGUUAUCUUUUACUGAAGGGGAGAAAUCAUGCCUUUCUGCAAGCGGACGAUACUUCCCAAAGAUGUAUGCAAGCCUGACGCCAGGAGUCUGCCGCACAAGCAGGCGGAGGUUUUCGGAGACCUGGCGGAUGUUUGCAGCUUCACCCUGUGCUCGGUGCUCCGGCAGCUCUCCGAUCUGUCCCGGCACUCGGUGGGCAUCCUGCAGGAGCUGGAGGGGGACCUGGCGUCCGUGUGCCACCGGUCGCGCGCGCUGGAGGGCAGAGUGGUCCGGCUGCAGAGGCACGUCGCGGAGCUGGUCAGCAAACCUCCACCGAGAGCCACCAGCGGUCUAGAGGCGGAGAGCGGCAGGCGCGGUGGCAGCAGCAGCAGCAGCAGCCACGGCGACGGCAUCCACAGCAGCAGCAUCAGCGGCGGCGGCGGAGGAGGAGGAGGCAGCAACAGCAGCAGCGGCGGCGCGGCCCACUUCAGGUCUCCAUGGCAACAGAGCGUGAACGUGUUCGGCUCGUGGAGCAGGCCGGAGUGUGUCGAAGAGCUGCACCAGCAGGCGCAGCUCAACCUCCAGAGCCUGCUGCAAGACUUUGAGGAGCAGUUGUACGACACCAAGCUGACCGGUCAGACGUUCCGGCAUCCGUCGUCGCAGAGCUCCGACGACACAUCAACCUCGCUCAGCCGCUCGCCCAUCUCCCUCAACAACAAGAGGCCUGACUUCAUCUUCCUGCCGGCGUCCAAACAGCUCUACGAAGAUGAAACCACCUCCUCAGUGUUUGGGUUGAGGUCCGUGACCGACCCGUCUCCCUCCCCGUCCCCAUCGCCCUGCAGCUCAGAUCGCCCCCCGCUUGGUUGGAGUAGCAACAACAGCAGCAGCAGCACCGCCACAUCUGCUACCACCGGACCUCCUGUCGCAGAGAAACCACGCUGGCAUCUGGGAAGACGCAGCCACUUCCUACCGCUUGACAUCACAGGUGAAACAGGAGGAGGGAAAUUCCACGGUGUCGACCUUCUCCAGCACUCCCCUUCCCCAUCCCCCUCUCCUGGGGACCCCUUCCCCCACCAGCCCCGCUCGUUGGAACCUGUCACAGACACCUUGCAGCAGAACCUCCCCCUAAGGAAGACGCACUCUGACCUCGACACAACCUUACCUGCAGACAGCUCCUCAGAGCAGCGUGCACAGGACCAAAUUCACCUAGGAACUAUGGACCACUCUGGGCUGCUAUGUUCAAACACACCUACAGCUUCCUGGAACGGACCUAAGGGCUCCACAUUUUCUCCUGGAGGGUGGAACGAAUCUUACAGCUACAGUAUGAACAAGGCCCCAGCAGUUCCUCCCAAACAGCACACAAUAAUCGGUAAUGCAGGAGGGAAUCAAGAGGGAGUGAUGUUGGUGGGCUCAGGACAGUCUAUGAGCUCACAUUCCAGUUCAUUUACAUCGGUGACGAACCCUUCUGGGAGAGGGGGGAAUAACUUACAAGGGAUAUCUUUGGCAGCAGCCAUGAUGGGGAAGCGGAGCGAGACAGAAGGGGCGGCAGCAGAUGGAGGGAGAGGAGGAGGAGGAGGGGGAGUUGGGGAGGCAGGGAGAGGACGGGAGAGAUCGGCACGUUCCAUCGCAGCAGCGAACGCCUUUAAGUUCAGGGAGCGUUCCCUUUCUACACCCACAGAUUCUGGCUCCUUUUGCUUUUCUGAUGGAGGUUUAAUCCAUUCAGAUGGGAACGGGAACGCUUUGACUAACAUGGACCACCAACCACAGCAUAAUAACUUCCUGGGGGAGAACUAUGCACUUAUGUACCCCAGAGGGAGCUCCGAGGAUAGUGCAAGUACCACAGACACCAUUUCUGUCACAGCCUCAGACUACAGCGCAGAUGGUAGGUUGCGCCUACGUUCACGCUCUAUCUCACUCAAGAAGUCAAAACGCAAGCCCCCACCUCCUGUGAGGAGCGUCUCGCUCAUGAAGAAUCUUGGCGAGGCCGAGGGGAGGAUUCACCACGAAGGUGGCCUUUACCGGGAUGGUCGGCCAAAGAGCUUGCACAUCCCAAGGGACCAUUAUCCAGACUUCCAGCCAGAUUUUCUUCUGCCAAGCUCAGCCUGCUCUUCUAAAGCUAAUGUUAACGAUCAGGAGCUGAACCAGAGAGGCCCUGAUGGACCUCCAAGUCUUGAGAUCCAAGCACCAGAGAGGGAGGUAGAGACAGACAUUACCUUCCAAAAUCACUGGCAGCUGGGGGAUUGGAAAAAUGACCCUUACAGGUCUCUGUCUGGUUCCAGCACAGCAACAGGUACCACCGUAAUUGAAUGUAUGAAAGUCAGAGGUAGUUCAGAGUCUCUGCUGGAUUCCCCUUCCACCUCCAGAGCCACUUCACCCUCGCAGCUGUCCAUAGAAACUGAUGUCAAAGCAUCCUCCCCCUUCAAACCACCAGGACUCAUGUCCCCUUCAAGUGGGUAUUCCAGUCAGUCAGAGACUCCAACCCCAACUGUCCCACAAAUGGCAGGUCAGGGGUCUGCAGGGACAAUUGGGACAUCAGGUUGUAAGUUGCGCCCCAAGAUCCCAGAGAGGAAAUCAUCGCUACCGUCACCCAAAGACCCAGCUGCAAGGUCAAGAUUGUCCUUUGAGAUGCCGGGAAAUGCACAUCUAGAGCUGUCAUCCCUCAAGCCAAAGCAGAAAGCCAGCAGACGGCAUUCUGACACCUCAACAGCAGCAAAACCAGGCAAAAUCAGUCCCAGUUCCUCACAAGCACUGCCCGUAGUUACCCAGAAUGAGCUAAAGACUAUAAGGCUUCGCUCUGUCUCCAGAGGUGACUUGGAGGACUGUCCCGAUGGGGCUUCAGACACCAUCGAAGAAGAACAGCACGGCCGAGACCUAGGUGAAGACCCAAGCCCUCCACCCACCCUACCAAAACCCAAACCUCCUGUUGCUGUCAAGCCCCCAUUGCCCAAGCGACCCAUCAACCUUCUCCUCAAGUCUCCUUCCCCCUCCUCCACAUCCCCCCUUGGCCUUGAUUCACCUCCUGCCUCACCUGUUGACCGACCCAUACCCUUAGGCAACAUCUACAAAGUCAUGAAAAAACCCAAACCCAAAAAACCUCCACCACAAACCGCAACAAGUCCCUCUGCUCCCUCAGAUUCGUCCACCCCUUCACAAACUACCUAUGAUCAUUCAUACCUCCCCAACUCCCAGUCCCUCUUUGAUCUUCCUCCUCUUCCAGACCCCCAGCCUCUUCUUGAAGACCCGGUGAUGGAACCGGAGUUAGAUGGUGACCAGGAGACUCGUCUCGGUCCUGCAGAUGGAGGAUCACUCCCCUCACCAUGCAGUAACCAGGAGGCCCCAGAGCUCCAGGACAAAAGCAAGACACUUCCCUCAAGGAUGACAAUCUCGUGUCUGGCAGAACUGUCAGAUAAAAAGAAACCCAAGGUUCCACCUCCAGUCCCCAAGAAGCCAAAUGUCCUACUUCUUCCCUCAUCAGUCCACUCGUCUACCAAUGGCAAUGGCAGCACAGAUCGGCAGAUUCCACAGGCUGACAGCCCUGUUGGCCUUCGCUCACCUGUGGGUGCAUUCUCACCUGACGAGUUUCCCAGUACCCCCAAUGUUCCUGAUAUGCCAGAGCAAGAGGAGAACCACUUGGGGACAGAUGAGGAGAGUUCUAAAGAGUCCUCUCUGCAGGAUUCCUCCCUGACCGAGUUAGGAGAGAAAAUGGCUAACACUGGCAUCAUGGAGGAAGACUCUGCAGCCAAUGAGAAGACAGUACUUCACAUUGCAGAGGAAACAGAUGACGACUUGUUGGCCAGCACACCUGCAGCUCACACCACCGAAGAUCUAUUCACUAUCAUUCACAGGUCCAAGCGAAAGGUUCUAGGUCGUAAAGAGCCGUCAGACUCCUUUGGCAGUCGCCAGAGCCUGGUGUCCCCAGUGAAGCACAGCACCAGUGGUGGGGACCUCCGGAACCUUACCUUAGGCAGCAGUCAGAGGUCAAGCUCUCGCAACGAGAACUUCAUGGCCCUACUUCAGAAGAAAGGCAGCAAGUCUUCCAGCGGAGGAACCAGGGUCUCUGCGAUGGAGCUUCUCAAAAGCACAAACCCCCUUGCACGACGCGUCACAGAGUUCUCCAACACUCCGUCGACAACCAGCGAGGGAGGAGACGCAGCAUCUGGGAACGGCAAACCCAACGAUCAGUGAGCGGUUUUGUUAACAGAU
Messenger RNA from Cheilinus undulatus (humphead wrasse), 4330 nucleotides. It is a transcript of the gene nhsl2, whose product is annotated as NHS-like 2. NCBI's taxonomy places the organism in Eukaryota, Metazoa, Chordata, Actinopteri, Labriformes, Labridae. The record is from RefSeq and is a predicted model, not a curated record. Gene Ontology annotation, biological process: cell differentiation. The coding region runs from base 179 to 4312 and encodes 1377 amino acids. The transcript is spliced from 10 exons.